Messenger RNA from Vigna angularis (adzuki bean), 2445 nucleotides. RefSeq lists its product as uncharacterized. The transcript is spliced from 2 exons. The coding region runs from base 238 to 783 and encodes 181 amino acids. NCBI's taxonomy places the organism in Eukaryota, Viridiplantae, Streptophyta, Magnoliopsida, Fabales, Fabaceae. The record is from RefSeq and is a predicted model, not a curated record.
AUUAAUACUCCACUGUUUUGCUUUGUUGUUGGCUGUUUGGACAUUUUGGUGGCUGAAAUUGCUCCCUGGACGUUGCUACACCCUCUCAAUACUCUUAAGCAAGGAAUCAACACUUCAAAUCAAUGCUUUGAGGGACUAAACCGUGGCUGUCCAGAGCCUUGUGCAAGUAGACAUUUCAUCAAACAGCAACAAUGCUAUUGGAGGUCUUCAACAAUUUUUUGUGGUUGUUGCCUUACCAUGUCUGCAGGUUCCAGCCGUGCUUCAUUUCAUGGUGAUAGCCCCCAUGGAAGUCCUUCUAGCAAGUUUGAUGUGAUGAAGGCUUUCCAACAAAUGCAACAUCAACUUGAUGCUAUGAGCAAGCGGUUAGACGCGGACACAAAGGCUAAAGGGAAGCAAUCUCAUGGUCAUGAUCAUGGUUUCUACAAGAAGAAGCAAGAAGCUAGAACUAUAAAUGUAUACCUUCCUUCACCAAAGAAGCAUCAAGAAGAUAAAGCUAUGGACCAAGGCCUUACACUACCAAAGUUGAAUUUGCCUACUUUCAAAGGAGAAGCCGAGCCGUUUAUUUUUCUAGAUUGGAUAGCUAAAGUAGACCAAAUUUUUGAUUGGUAUAGUGUAAAUGGACCUUUGCGUGUAAAGUUAGCUUGUUUAGCUUUAGAGGGAUACGCCAAACAAUGGCUAAAUAGGAGAUACUUAACCAUGGCCUCACCCGCGAGUACAUGGGAACAUUGCAGGGACAUUUUGUACCAAUUUUCGUACCUCCAUACUACCAUAGGGACCUCUUGAUUAAGCUCCAACAGCUUACUCAAGGUAGACGAAGUGUGGAGGAGUAUGCUCGCGAGCUCAAAGUGCUCCUAUAUCAUACUAACACUAAAGAAAAUGAUCAUGCAAAAAUAGUUAGAUUUAUUAGUGGACUUAAUAGAAACAUCCAAGAUGUUUUGAAACUCCAUGAUGAUGAGACUUUAGAUGUAGUGGUUCAUAGGGCCAUGAAAGUUGAGAAGAAACUCUUGCAAAAAGAGGCUUUUCACAACAAAAUUUCAAAAGAUGUUUUCUACAAAUCUUCAUCAUCAAAGGAUAAAGCUAAGAAUGUUUCUAAGGAACCUAUUAACAAAUCUUGUCCUCAUUCUUUUUUUAACCAUUCUUCUUCUAACCAUUCCUCCUUCCCAUCUAAAUCUCCUUCUAGACCUAGCCAUAUUAAGUGUUUUAAAUGUUUAGGGCAUGGUCAUAUAGCAUCUUCUUGUCCUAAUAAAAGGGUAGUGUGCAUUAGGGAAGAAGAAGUUGUCAUUAAUGAGUCUACCUCUUCCUCACCUACACACACUUAUAGCUCUUCUUCCUCACCAAGUGAAGAAAAAGAGAAGGUUAUGCUUCAUUGUUUAAAUAAGGACAUUCAAGAUAACCAAGAGGAGAUAGUAAAAGAAGAACAUGAGAGAAAAGAAAAAGAGGAGAAAGCAAGCAAAGAAAAAGAAGAAAUUGUGAGAGAAAAGGAGAAGGCAAAUGUCCUAAUCACAAAGGAAGUGUUAUUGCAGGCACCUUCCCCUCCCAUCAUAGAUGGGGCAACAAUGAAGAGUUUUCAAAGUGACAGCAAGCAUAAAAAGAGUAGAAUAGAUUUCAUAGGCUUGUAUUUGCCUCUUUGUUUCUUUCUCUUAGUUCUUGUGAAUAAACGCUUAUAAACUCUUCUUUCUCUUUAAGAGCAAGCAAUGUGGGACUAUCCAUGGCUUGAUCUUAAAAAGAAGAGAAGAGAAAGUGAGCAUUCUAGGCGUGUAGGAGUUAGUAGCAUAGCUAGUUUUCAUAUUUUGAACUAUAGGAGAACUAGUUGCCUUAUAAACCCUUUGGAGUGGAGAGAAUUGAGCAAUGUGGGACUCAAAAGUCCCUAGAAGACCUGCAGCAGCUGCUGGACGGACUACACCCUCAAAAGUCCCACAUCUCCUAGAUCUUGCAUCUUAGAUCACUCCAAAGGUUAUAUAAGAAGGCUUAGGGGUCUCCUUUUUGUACACCUUACCUUGAUUCAAUGAAUUUGAGUUGAUUUGCACUUUUGCAAUCCUCUUUGAGAUAGAAUUCUGUCUCUAAAGUCCCAAAUUUGGGCAGACCUUAUCUUGUUCAAGCAAGUGGCGGUCCUCCUCUUGAUGCUUAUCUUGGAAGCUUGUUCAAGUGGCGCAUCUUCAAUUCCUAUGUUUCCUUUUCCUUAAUCUCUUCCAUUUUUAAUUUCUUUCCCAUUCUCUUAAAUGUCAUUUAGUAUAUUCUCUCUAGGUAUGCACUUCCCCAUCAGGAAGUCAUCACGCAUUCACAAGAUACUUAUUUGAUAUACACUAAUGCUCUAAUGCCUUAACUGCUUUGAUAUGAUUGUUGGUUACUUUGAAUUGUUUUGAUGAUUUUUCGAGACAAACCUCACAGACUAUCCUAUGCGGAGUACACCUUUUUUAAAAUUCUAUAAAGACUACUCCAACAUAU